Molecule: messenger RNA, 1516 nt
Organism: Capsella rubella
Lineage: Eukaryota; Viridiplantae; Streptophyta; Magnoliopsida; Brassicales; Brassicaceae
Product: AP2-like ethylene-responsive transcription factor TOE3
Exons: 9
Coding region: 278-1351 (357 amino acids)
Biological process (GO): regulation of DNA-templated transcription
Molecular function (GO): DNA binding; DNA-binding transcription factor activity
Source: RefSeq, a predicted model, not a curated record
UUGGGAAAGAAUCAUCAUUUUCAUAUAUUUUUAUUUCGUAUACAUAAACUUUUUUUUUUUUUUCUAAUAUAUAUCAUUGUUCUGCACCACUCUAGUGAUGGAUGAAUAGGGUCAGAUAUUUGUAUUCAUAUGGAUCCUCUUCGUAAUCUAUUUAUUUAUUACGAGUUUAUAUAAUAACCUUUACUCGUUCUUGUUGUCUUCUCAUCUCUUAGUCUUUAUUGUUUCUCCCCAAAUUUUCUUCUUCUUUCCUUUUGAUCAAGAAAAGAAAAAAGAAAGAAUGUGGAACCUUAACGACUCACCGGAUCAUCACGAUGAACAAGACAGCAGAGGGAAUCGGCUCGGACACGUGUCAAACUACGUGAGCCAAUCUACCACGUGGCUACCGUCUGUGCCUCCGGUGACCCGGAAUUUCUUCCCGAGUCAAGUCAUGGAACCAGGAGUUCGAGAGAUGUUUGGUUCCGGUUUCAACAACAUAAACCAAAGUGUCGGUAAGUCGGAUCCAAGUGGGUCGGGUCGACGACCAGAAGAGCCGGCGCCGGAGAUAUCCCCGCCGUUAAAGAAGAGCCGACGCGGUCCUCGGUCACGUAGCUCUCAGUACAGAGGAGUUACGUUUUACCGACGAACCGGAAGAUGGGAGUCACAUAUUUGGGACUGUGGGAAGCAAGUGUACCUAGGUGGAUUUGACACAGCACAUGCCGCUGCUCGUGCCUACGAUCGAGCGGCAAUUAAAUUUAGAGGUGCAGAUGCAGAUAUUAAUUUCGACAUUGAAGACUACAUGGACGAUUUGAAACAGAUGGGAAAUUUGACAAAGGAAGAGUUUAUGCAUGUUCUUAGAAGGCAAAGCACUGGGUUUCCAAGAGGCAGUUCUAAAUACAGAGGUGUUACUUUGCACAAAUGUGGUAGAUGGGAGUCUCGUUUGGGUCAAUUUCUCAACAAAAAGUACGUUUAUCUGGGUCUCUUUGAUACCGAGAUUGAAGCUGCAAGAGCUUAUGAUAAAGCCGCAAUAAAGUGUAACGGGAAAGAUGCAGUCACCAAUUUUGACCCUAAAGUAUACGAGGAAGAAGACCUUAUCCCAGAGAUGAAGUGGAAUGGUCAUAAUCUUGAUCUAAGUCUGGGAGAAUCAAACUUGGAAGAGUUAGGAUUCAAAUCCGAUAAUAGGACUAGAGAUGAGGAAAGAUCACUGGGGAGUGAUCUAUCGCUAGCCAUGACGACGACAGCAGUCAGAUCGGAAAAACAAUCAGACGGUGGAGGAAAACGAGCGGGAAUGGCAGCAGCAUCAUCAGGAUUCUCUCCUCACCCUUCUCCUUGGCACCACCACACUCCUAACAACUUCCACUUAUUUCGUCACUGAUUCAUUCAUCAUCUGAGCUUAGAGUGAAUCCAAAUAUGCUUUGGAUCAUUUGAAUUACCAUUUCUCGAGUUAUUUUUUUUUUGGCUCCGUCUAUGUGAGUAUAUAUGCUCUUGGGUCGAUAUAAGAGUUACUUCUUUCAAUAAUUUAAUCAGACAACAAAAGCUA